GGGAGGUUCACUCGCCUCAGCAUCCACUGCUGAUGUCACACUCAAGUCAUGUCGACCCUUCCUCAGCACAAUCAGCGCCACCACCUCCACUGCUUUUGCCACCAUACAUAAUUGUUGAUGGAGGUAUUUGGCACAGCAGAGCUCGGGCUAUUGGGAGGUGGCGAAGGGCUGCGAGAUGAUAUAGACAUGUCAGCAAUUAGCUGGUCAGCGGAUCAUCUCCAAGAUGAUAUGUACCCAGCGUCGGGAUUGGCCGUGGCCGCCGCAUAUCAUGACAUUAAGAUCCGUCUUGCCAGUUUGGAGAGGGAGAACAGCAGCAUCAAGAGAAAACUCAAACACUACGAAGUCAAGUUUCCGAUGAUCAAUACAUUUGGAGAGGAGAGAGUGUACUUUUCCUGUCAACCCAUCGUUAAGGAUAACAACAUCGUCCAAUCGGAGACAUCCAACCUGCAGCACAGGAUCAAUUCUCUCACCCAAGAGCUCCAGAAGAGCAAAGACAGGGAGGAGGAGUUGGAGGAUGUCAUUCAAGCCUACGAGAAGAUUCACCUCGAGAAAAGCAACGUCCAGAGAGAUCUUGACAAGAUGACCACUCUCGCUGAGCAGCAUAUGGAGCGAAUCUGCAGUCUGGAGGCCGCGCUGAGACAACGAGAGACUUCCCUGCAAAAACUCAAUGCUCAACUCCAUAGCAAAGACGCACAUCAAGGCCAUCCGCCCGCAAGCCUGGUUGUACCUCGAGAGGGCCGCUCGCCAACGCUGCAGAGCUCCCGCAGUCUGGACGCGCUCUCGGACCUCAAGCUGCAGCGUCUGGAGGCCGAGUUGGAGGGAGCGCUGCAUCAGGCUGAGGGUGCGUGUCAGAGAGAGAAGGAGUUGAGAACUGAGCUUCAGAGACUGCAGAAGGAAGUAGCCCAGCUACAAGAAGCGCACAGACACAAAGAGGAGUUGGCCCCACACUGUGAGCACUGUGAUGUAGAAUGGAUCAAGAAAGCUGGGGAUGAACAAGUUAACCUUGCUUUGGCCUACACUGAGCUGACAGAGGAGUUGGGUCAAGUCCGAAAAUUGACAGCGAAACAAGGCGACCUUCUGCGUCAGAUCCCACAAGAACCUACUGGUCGUCCCCCCUCCGCUCCCCAGCGUCUCUCUCCCACAUCCCCCCAGUGUACUUCCCUCACCCCUGAGAGACGGCUGCCCUCUUCCCCACCCACCCUGCACAAUGGCCCCGCCUCCUACUCCCUUCAGCCAACCAGCAGCAAUCUUCGAGCAAAGUUCCAGGGACGCCGUAGUUACUCAGAGGUGUCUGACCCGUCAGCGAUACAGAGGCUCCCACCUCGCCUCAUGAGAGACCCAGUAUCCACCCUGCCCAAGCCCAGGUCCCUGUACGGGGAGACACAUACUUAUGGACAAUCCAAAUCCCAUCUUCAAACUCCUCUGGUGGGCCUGGUCAGACCCGCAUCGGCUCAUGGAGCUGGCGGGGACCGAAGAGUCAGAUCAGAGAGAAAUGGGGGCAGCAGUCUGAGCGGCAGUCCUCAUCAUUGUGCGCUGGAUCUGGGCUUCCCUUUGCCUACUGAGGUACAUCAUUUCUGUCACCUGGAUGAUCGACCGGAGCCCACCCCACUGGUGACACCCCCACACUCCUCAGAUGACGAAGAGGAUGUAGGCACCUACGUUUCAGCGGCCACCAGUCCUCCUCCAACACUUGGACCCUUAUCACUUAGGGAAAAAACACUUCACCACCCCUUGUUCUUGUCUCAGAGAAAAGCUGGCCAAAUUCCAUCAUUCUCAGCCCCCGAGGGCCCCACCACGCUCUCCCGCCAUCUGCCUGCCUACAUGAACACUGAGCAUGCUCAGUCAUGGCCCUCUAUCAAUUUAUGGAUGGAGUCCGACGAGAGUGCUGUGCGAAGCUGUCCUCUUUGUCAACUGACCUUCCCAACCGGUUACCCGGACGAUGCCCUCAUCAGACACAUCGACUCGCACUUGGAGAACAGCAAGAUCUGACUCUCCCAAUGAACACCCUUUCCAAUUCGACUUUUUGUGUCUGAUAAGGUUUCAGACUUACAGCAAUAGUUCACAGUCUUUAUUGAGUUUACAUACUUUGAACAGGGCUUCUAUCUUAUUAUCCAGACUGUAAAAA
Molecule: messenger RNA, 2125 nt
Organism: Hippocampus comes (tiger tail seahorse)
Lineage: Eukaryota; Metazoa; Chordata; Actinopteri; Syngnathiformes; Syngnathidae
Product: TANK-binding kinase 1-binding protein 1-like
Exons: 13
Coding region: 118-1989 (623 amino acids)
Cellular component (GO): cytoplasm
Source: RefSeq, a predicted model, not a curated record